Molecule: messenger RNA, 576 nt
Organism: Heterobilharzia americana
Lineage: Eukaryota; Metazoa; Platyhelminthes; Trematoda; Strigeidida; Schistosomatidae
Source: the annotation of a GenBank genome assembly
AUGAUUAAUGAAAGUAUACCUUCCAAAGCAUCAGUGACAUCUGGAGUUGACGGCUGUCAUACAGCUGGCGUAACGACAUCAUCUGUUCCAGCAUCGUCUGGUUCCACAAGUGCAAGUGAUGUACUUCUAAAUAAUUUAUGGACUCAACUUGAUCAUAUUCAGCCUACAAUUCCUGACCGGCUGUCAAUUGCCAUACUGGAAGGUGCUGGUAUACAAAUGGAAAACAGUGAUCCACGACUUGCUCGUUUAGUUAGUCUGGCUGGUCAGAAAUUCCUGACUGAUAUCCUUACUGAUGCCAUGCUUCACUGGCGACUUGCAAACGGACAGCCUACUGGUUUACUGAAUCAUCCGAGUAUGCCUACAACAUCUGUACCAAGUCAGACAUCUAAUUCAUCUGCUAAUUCAACACCAGCGAACAGUCUAAAUCAAUCUAUUCCACAGUCCCCGUCAUCAAAUGCGAAACCGGGAACCAAUAAAUUUCCUGCUGAUCGCCGAGCCACUCUUACGCUGGAGGAUCUUAUUGCUUCUUUAAAUGAUAGGGGUAUUCAUGUCGCUCGGCCGCCGUAUUAUCGAUAG